Acomys russatus (golden spiny mouse) is the source of this 1982-nucleotide messenger RNA. RefSeq names its product Src homology 2 domain containing F (gene Shf). Gene Ontology annotation, molecular function: phosphotyrosine residue binding. NCBI's taxonomy places the organism in Eukaryota, Metazoa, Chordata, Mammalia, Rodentia, Muridae. The record is from RefSeq and is a predicted model, not a curated record. The coding region runs from base 26 to 1483 and encodes 485 amino acids. The transcript has 7 exons.
CGGCUCGCUCAGUUGGGAGGGCCCCAUGCUACUGAGCGGAGCUCCUCCUACGGGCUCCGGCCCCGGGCCGCGGGCGCAGGGCAGCGCGGGGGGCGGCCCCGGGGGAUCCCGCCGCGGGGCUGGGGGUGCGGGGACCGGCCCGGGAGGGGGCGGCAGCGGCGGAGUCGCAAAGUGGCUGCGGGAGCACCUAGGCUUUCGAGGGGGCGGCGGCGGAGGGGGCGCCAAGCCCGCCCCCCCAGAGCCCGACUACCGCCCCCCAGCGCCCUGUCCGGCCGCGCCCCCUGCGCCGCCCCCGGACAUCCUGGCCGCCUACAGGCUGCAGCGAGACCGCGACUUCGAGGACCCCUACUCUGGGGGCUCGUCCGUGUCCGCAGCCCUUUCCACCCCCUCCGCCCCUGGCCCUACUCCGCCCCCGCGCCACGGCUCACCCCCGCACCGCCUCAUUCGGGUCGAGACCCCGGGUCCCCCAGCGCCCCCUCCGGAAGAACGGAUCUCCGGACCCCCCGCCAGCAGCGACAGGUUGGCAAUCCUAGAGGAUUAUGCAGACCCAUUUGAUGUUCAGGAGACUGGAGAAGGCUCAGGAGGAACGUCAGGAGCUCCAGAGAAGGUCCCUGAGAAUGAUGGCUACAUGGAACCCUAUGAGGCCCAAAAGAUGAUGGCUGAGAUCCGGGGUUCUAAGGAGACGGCAGCUCAACCCCUACCUCUCUAUGACACACCCUAUGAGCCCGAAGAUGAGGGGGUCAGCCCAGAAGGUGAGGGGACUCCCUGGCUCAGGGAAUCCCGCCUGCCUGAGGAUGAUGAGAGGCCUCCGGAAGAGUAUGACCAGCCCUGGGAAUGGAAGAAGGAGCGCAUUUCCAAAGCUUUUGCUGUUGACAUAAAGGUCAUCAAAGACCUACCUUGGCCUCCGCCUGUGGGACAGCUGGACAGCAGCCCCUCCCUGCCUGACGGGGACAGGGACAUCUCCGGUCCAGCUUCACCCCUCCCUGAGCCCAGCCCGGAGGACAGCAGCGCUCAGUUUGAAGGAUCGGAGAACUGCGUGUCACCUGGCCGGGAGGAGAAGGGUCGGCUACCUCCCCGGCUCUCUGUUGGGAACCCCAAGUCAGCCAAGCCAUGCGUGGAACCCAGCAGCCCCCUGGGGGAAUGGACAGAUCCAGCGCUGCCUCUGGAAAACCAGGUCUGGUACCACGGGGCCAUCAGCCGAACAGACGCCGAGAACCUGCUCCGGCUGUGCAAAGAGGCCAGCUACCUGGUGCGAAACAGUGAGACCAGCAAGAAUGACUUUUCUCUCUCUCUCAAGAGCAGUCAGGGCUUCAUGCAUAUGAAGCUGUCCCGGACCAAGGAACACAAGUAUGUGUUGGGCCAGAACAGCCCACCCUUCAGCAGCGUCCCUGAAAUCGUCCAUCAUUAUGCCAGCCGCAAGCUGCCCAUUAAGGGGGCGGAACACAUGUCCCUGCUCUACCCAGUGGCCAUCCGGACUCUGUAGAUAUGAGACCAGGGUACUAUGAUAGACCUGGACCCAGCCCUUGUCUCCUGCCCGAGGAUUGUGCUUCUUACCAAGGACGUGAUGUCACCAAACCUGGCUUCCCCCUGUCCUAGGAUCUAGUAGGCGCUGAAGAUUCCUUAAUUUAUUAUUAAAAGGGAGGGAAUCCUGGGCCUUGGAAUAAAGGGGCUGUGUGAGGCCGGGAACAGGAAAGCCUGGGGAGAAGAGGGCUCCCGCACCACCACUCUCCGCCCCCUCCCCUCUCUCCAUCUUCCCAGUCCCUGUCCCCAGAGGGCCAGCCCGGGCUCCCGGCCAGAGGCUCUGCCAGGCAUAGCCGCGGCCGCCGGCGCCGCCCAGGGCCUGACGGGAGGGGGCGGGGAGCCAGCGCAGACUCUUCAUAAAUCCGCGCUGGAGCUGCGGGCCGCCUGCGAAAAGCACUCUUGUCGCAUCCAGUUCGUUCCUUUGACCAAACAUCCAGACGUGGCCCGACGUUCGCGCCGGG